AUGGGUAGGAUUAUCGGGGUUUCAAACGCGAUGUGGUCGCGUAUAGGACCCCGGGUGAAAGUUCAAGAUGCGGGGAACGGAACUUUUCUCUUCAAGAUGCCGAACCGAAGAUCCAGAGAUUUGGCCUUAAGUCGGAAAAUCUGGCAUGUAGGGUCUGCACCUAUGUUUAUUUCUGCCUGGAGCCCAUACCACACCACAACAAAGCCGACCCUCACUUCUAUAGCAACUUGGGUCUCGUUUCGUAAUCUUCCCCAUCAGGCUUUCAGCACUGAUAGUCUUAGUAGAAUUGCCACCACAGUCGGCACUCCUAUGUACCCUGACAGAUUGACUAAGACGAAGGAAUAUGUCGAAGUGGCAAGGAUAUACAUUGAUGUCAACCUCAGAGUUACUCCGCCGAGGAAUAUCAUGAUUACCCUGCCGGAUGGGCAAAAUCAUCUCAUUGAUAUUGCAUAUGAUUGGUUGCCGCCAAGAUGUAGCAAUUGUUCGGAAAUAGGACACAGUCAGCUUCACUGUCCUCUAUCGACGCCAAUAAUUCAACCGACAACUACAGAGGAAGCAAGCUCCAAGGGUAUCAGUCAACCGUCGCCGAGUAAUAAGGAGGCUGAAUCAGUUCAGCCUAGCAUCAAACCUCAGGAAAUAGUAGGCUCUCCUGCUACAAGCUCUCCUCAGAAUCAGGACCAGGUUACACCGGUUAACACUACAGUUCAGAAUCAGGCUGCUUCACAUCGAAAAGCGACAAAGAACCAGAAAAACCAGAGGAAAGAGAAAGCAGAACAAGUACUUGGGGAUUUUAACCAAUGCCUCACCCUAGAAGAACGAUCAAAUGGUUUUCAGCAACCUGGACAACAAAGCGGAAUGAAUGAUUUGCAGGAUUGCCUGCUCGAGGCUAAGAUCUCUGAUAUGCCAGCCCGAGGGUCCUCGUUUACAUGGUGCAACAAUCACCUAGAAAAUCCGCGUUCUGUGAAGCUGGACAGAGCAUUAACCAACCAAGCUUGGAAACUGGUUUUUCCAAGUUCAUAUGCUGAAUUUACAGCACCGGGGCAUUCAGACCACACACCUUGUAUCAUCCACCUUCCGGAUAAUCACCGAGAGAUUGUGUCCAGGCAUUGGAUAGCAACCGACAUCGAAGCGAGCCCACAAUUCCAACUAUGUAGAUCCUUGAAGCUUCUAAAGAAACCACUCCGACACCUAAAUCAGGACAGAUUCUCACAACUGUCCAAAAGGGUAAAAGAAGCAGAAGUAUUGUUGAAAAGAGUACAGACAAACAUUUUCAAUGCUCCCACCACAGAUUUAUUGGCUGAGGAAAAGAUACAGCGCCAAAAAUACAUGUUGUUAGUAGCAGCCGAGGAAAGGUUUUAUCGCCAAAGAUCGAGAAUUAGGUGGCUAAGAUUGGGGGACAAGAACACAGCCUAUUUCCACCACAUUGUUGUGACAAGGGCUGCAAAGAACCACAUUCAUUUUCUAAUCAAUGCGCAGGGGAGCCGACUAAGUAAAGCGGAAGAAAUAAAAGAACAUGCGGUGCAGUUUUACUCUGACUUGAUGGGCAGACGAGAUAAUGAUAUACGGUUGCCGACACUAGACUGGCUGCAUGACUUGAUACCUUAUAGAUGGACAAAUGAUCAAGGAACAUUGUUGGAUGCCAUACCCACGGAUGAAGACAUAAAGAACGCCUUUUUCUCAUUACCGGAUAACAAAGCGCCGGGUCCGGAUGGUUAUCCGAAAGAGUUCUACACCAAAAGCUGGCAAUUAGUGGGAGGAGAUGUAACAAGGGCCAUUAAAGAUUUCUUUCUCACCGGAAAGCUUCUUGGCCAAAUAAACGCCACGACAUUAGCUCUGAUCCCGAAGAAACAAGAGGCAACAAAGCUUACAGAGUUUCGACCGAUAAGUUGUUGCAACACACUUUAUAAGGUUAUCUCAUCUAUUCUAGCAAGGAGAAUCAGGGCAGUAGCAAUGGAGAUGGUAUCCCGUAAUCAAAAUGCUUUCGUGAAAGGAAGAUUAAUGAUAGAAAACAUCUUGCUUGCAUCGGAGAUCAUAAGGGAAUAUAACAGAGCAUCGACAAGGAAAAGUGCUAUGUUCAAGGUAGAUAUUCGGAAAGCUUUUGACUCAUUGGAUUGGACCAUCAUCAUCAGGUUAUUGCAAGCAAUAAAUCUGCCCCAUAAAUUCAUUUCAUGGAUUUCAACCUGUAUUACAACACCAAAGUUUUCAGUGGCUAUAAACGGGGAGCUUACGGGUUAUUUUAAGGGACGUAAAGGCUUACGACAAGGAGAUCCAUUGUCUCUCUACCUAUUCAUUAUGAUGAUGGAAGUGCUCUCUCGGCUUCUGGAUAGAUCAGCAGUUGAAGGUACAUUAAAGCCACAUGACAAAUGUGAAAACCCCUUGAUUAUUCACUUAUCAUUCGCCGAUGACAUCAUGAUCUUCUCUCAUGGAGAGAGGAGCUCACUCCGGGAAAUAAGAAGCAUUAUGAAGACCUUCUCGGAGAUCUCGGGACUGCACAUAAACCUCGAAAAAUCUGAACUAUAUCUGGCUGGAAUGACCGAGGGAGAGAAAAGAACUAUAUCCUCCAACCUUGGUAUUGGUCUUGGGUGCUUGCCCGUGAGAUAUCUCGGUGUCCCUUUGAGCCCAACCAGACUCUCGAAAUCAGAUUUUCAGCCUCUGCUCCAGAGGAUACGGGCAAAGCUUUCGGGAUGGACAACCAAGUUCCUUUCAAAAGCAGGGAAAAUUCAACUUGUGACUACAGUUAUCUUUGGGAUGGUAAACUCAUGGGGUAUGACGUUUGUACUCCCAAAGUUCCUUAUUACGGAAAUUGACAGCAUGUGCUCCAGGUUCAUAUGGCAGAACUCUUCCGACAAAACACCUAGUCACCGCAUUGCUUGGCACACUAUAUGCAAGCCGAGGAGGGAGGGCGGUUUGGGUGUCCGAAGAUUGGACGAGCAAAACAAUGUCUUCCGAUUGAAACUAGUAUGGUUGUUACUCAGUAAAGCGGGAUCUUUGUGGGUGGCUUGGGUCAAGGCGUAUGUGUUCAAAGGUGGUACAUAUUGGGAGUGUGGUAUGAAAGCAAAUGCGACAUGGAACAUGAGGAAGUUGUUGGGGCUGAAGGACCAAGUAAGACAAUUCUCUAAGAUGAAUAUUGGUAAUGGUGAAUCUUCUUCCUUUUGGUUUGACAGUUGGCUGGAAGUCGGUCCUCUUAUUCAUUUCAUCGGAACGACGGGCCCAAGAUUGCUUAGACUGCCAAAAUCAGCAAGAGUAAGGGAUGCAACGAGAAACGGACAAUGGUACCUCCCGGGAGCAAGGAAUGACAAGAUUCAAGAGCUGCAAAUUAUUCUUUCAGCAUCAAAUCCGCUGAGGCCUGAUAAGGGGCCGGAUACUCCAACUUGGCGAGUCAAAGAAGGCGAGUAUCAACCCACAUUCACUGCCCGAAGAACCUGGGAACAAGUGCGAAAUCGAGCUCCUGAGGCUACUUGGCACAAGAAAACUCAAGGGGAUAGAGCAACUUCUCAUCUCGGAUCCGGCAGACUGCAUUCGGUGGUUACACCAACCGUUGCCUAUGAGUACAAAAAUUGGGAAGGUGAUCAAGAGGCAUCUCAUACAACUUAUUGUGUACGAGCUUUGGAAAGAACGGAAUAG
This is a messenger RNA of Tarenaya hassleriana, 3624 nucleotides long. RefSeq lists its product as uncharacterized. The record is from RefSeq and is a predicted model, not a curated record. Bases 1 to 3624 code for a protein of 1207 amino acids. NCBI's taxonomy places the organism in Eukaryota, Viridiplantae, Streptophyta, Magnoliopsida, Brassicales, Cleomaceae. The transcript has 4 exons.